Molecule: messenger RNA, 2161 nt
Organism: Saccostrea cuccullata (small rock oyster)
Lineage: Eukaryota; Metazoa; Mollusca; Bivalvia; Ostreida; Ostreidae
Product: methylthioribose-1-phosphate isomerase-like
Molecular function (GO): S-methyl-5-thioribose-1-phosphate isomerase activity
Source: RefSeq, a predicted model, not a curated record
GAAACACGUGUGUAAACUGUUAUGUCAACAAAACAUUAUUUUUAAAGAUUGUCUGAUUGAGAACGACAGCAUGACACUGGAAGCAAUCAAGUACAAUAAUGGAAAAUUACAGAUAUUGGACCAGCUUCUUCUUCCGAACGAAACCAAAUAUAUCGACAUUUUAUCUGUAGAUGAUGGAUGGAAGGCGAUAAAGCUCAUGCAAGUACGAGGUGCACCUGCGAUCGCCAUAGUAGGAUGUCUAAGUUUAGCAGUAGAACUGAGGAAAAUGUCCUUCUUGAACGUAGAUGAAGCAUGUAGAUUUAUUGAGGAAAAGUUGAAGUACUUAGUGACAUCCCGACCCACAGCAGUCAACAUGGAUAAAGCCGCAAAAUACUUCAUAGAGAAAACAAAGUCAUUAGCCAACAAAGGGGACAACUCUGUACAGAAUAUAAUAGAAAAAAUAGUGUCUGAAAUAGAGGAAAUGCUUCCUACAGAUAUUGCUGUGAAUAAAACCCUGAGUAAAUUUGGAGCAGAUCACGUACUGAAUCUUUGUGACAAACCAGUUGAUGUCCUUACUCACUGCAACACAGGGUCUCUAGCGACGGCCGGAUAUGGAACAGCUCUGGGUGUAAUACGAACUUUACAAGAAAGAAAUAAAUUGAAUCACGUGUAUUGCACGGAGACUCGUCCCUAUAACCAGGGGGCACGGCUGACGGCUUAUGAAUUUGUGUACGAGAAAAUGUCUGCCACCUUAAUCUGUGAUAGCAUGGCAUCAAUGUUGAUGGAACGCAAAGGGGUGUCAGCGGUAGUUGUGGGAGCUGAUCGGGUGGUAGCCAAUGGGGAUACUGCUAACAAGAUAGGAACCUAUCAGUUGGCUAUUGUCGCAAAGCAUCACAACGUUCCAUUUUACGUUGCAUGUCCUUCUACUUCGUUUGACCCAAAAUUAAAGAAUGGAGAUGAAAUUCGAAUAGAAGAAAGACCACACGAAGAAAUGACACACAUCAAAGGAGUUUCUAUCGCUGCACCAGGAAUCAAUUGCUGGAACCCCGCCUUUGAUGUGACGCCGGCGUCUUUGAUUACUGGUGGGAUCAUUACAGAGUUUGGUGUGUUCAAACCUUCUGAGCUAUUGGAGCGUUUGGUACCACUGUUACAAAAUCAGCAAAUACAGAAUGGAAAUUCCACGUGACCAGGACGGAUGUCACCUUGUCUGGUCUAUCAAGAUAUUAGUAUACGUUCCUCCAAACACAUUGCACCAGCUCCAAAAUAUGGAUUCGUUCAAGAUCCCGAGAUAGAUAGAUGUAAAUCAGGGCCGGUCCUGGAGAGGAUGUUAGCUGAAAUUUCUCUGAUUCUUGAAAUAUUUUCAGCGUUUGUAUAUGGGCUGACGACGGAUGGGUGCGAGGAUGGGUGGACGUUCUAUAAACACUUGUGUUACCAAAUAAAUCAGGACCCCUAUGGACUCAGUCAAAAGGAAGCCGGCGCUGUCUGUGUGUCCAAGAAUGCGGCUCUAUCCAGUAUAUGGGAUAACAAAGAAAGCCAAUUCAUUGCUCAAGAGUUACUCAGAAUAACUAAUGCCAACCACGCAUGGAUUGGUCUGAAGCAAGAGAAGCGAGGGAAUAGGUAUGUCUGGACCUUGGUGGACGGAUCUAUCGCAGAUGCUGCAAGCUGGAAAUACGGAGACACAGAGGACACUGUUGGAAUGUGUGGAAUUAUCCGCCGAGACGGAGUUCAGGAUCUACAGAACUGUACGGAACCCAUUCAGUUCUUUAUCUGCAAGAAAAAUCUUAAAAUGUGGUAUGUCGUCAGUGACAUCUUUGAAAACAAAUACCGCGACGAAGAUUUCAGUGAGGAACCACAGAAGCUAAUGUUUGAGAGGGUGUGGCCUCCCAAACUGGAAUACGUCCAUGAUUAUCUGUCACACCUAGCCCAGACGACAGUUUCCAAGGAAACGGACUGUGCUUACAAAUGCUUCCGGGCUGAUGCAUGCAGGGCUUUUUCCAUUCAGUGCAAAGUGAACUGGAAAUGUGAAAAAUAUGAUUGUGAAGUUUACCGUCCAAUUACUUUAUGAGAAAAAAAAAUGCACUUUUCUUUUUACAUAACCUUAUUAUUUCUUUUAUUUAUAAUUUACAUUAUAUAAAAAAGGCAAAAUGUUACUUUACAUGAUAAAAUGUUUAAUGAACAUGUC